GAAGCACACAGAGAGAUAGAAACAGAGGAGAAAAACAGAGAGAGAGAGAGAGAGAGAGAGAGAGAGAGAGAGAGAGAGAGAGAGAGUGAGGCAUGGAGGGAUCAGGGGUUUUCGGAUCACGCAGCCAUGAAGAUCUAUUCUCGUCGGCUUUCGAAUGGAAUUGCAACGCAGGGGCGUCACGGGCUGGCGGGUCUCGGAGACCGGACAAUGACAGCGUGUUCAGCUUCGGCGACAAGACUUUUGUGCAGAGGGGAGGAGAUAGGCCUAGGAAAGCUGUGGCCAUAGAGAAGACAUUGCCCUGCACUCUGGAGGACUUGUACAAUGGCACCACCAAAAAGAUGAAGAUUUCUAGGGAUGUUGUUGGUGCUAGUGGAAGAAAAAGCACAGUGGAGGAAGUUCUAACAAUUGUGAUCAAGCCCGGUUGGAAACAGGGCACCAAAAUCACUUACCCAGAGAAAGGUCAUGAUGUGGAGCAAGGUGUUAUACCAGCCGACAUCAUAUUUACCAUUGAAGAGAAGCCUCAUGAUUUUUUCAAGAGGCGUGGGGACGAUCUCACCGUCACUCUGAACAUAUCCCUUGCGGAAGCUCUGACGGGUCACACGGCGCAGCUGGCAACCCUUGAUGGGAGAAAUCUGAGGGUCUCUAUCGAUUCAGUUAUCAGUAUCACCCAUGAAGAAGUGGUUAAAGGGGAAGGGAUGCCUAUCCAGAAGGGACGAGGCAGAAAGGGUAACUUGAUUCUCAAGUUUAACAUCAAGAUCCCCAAGCUUACCUCAGAGCAGAAAGCUGGCAUCAGACAGCUAUUAACAUCUUCAUAAACGCUUGGUGGUAGUUCUCCCUUUUCUGUCUGCUUUUCUUUUUCUCAGUCAUUUUCUCUGCAGCCAAACACUAGCUUUCUAGGAUUCCCUUCAUCAUGCACCAAGCUAGUGUUUGGCUGUAUUGUGUUGUGUUGUUGUGUUAUUUAUGUACUAGUAGAUUGCUCUCCACCAAUUAAAUUGUGAUGAAUGGGAGCAAUUAUUAUUGUAAAAUAUCCUAUUUAUGUAUGCUUUGUUGUGAUUAAUCUAUUUAGAAGUAGUCACUGUUACAGUGGCCUUGUUGAUUGUGAUU
Molecule: messenger RNA, 1104 nt
Organism: Prunus persica (peach)
Lineage: Eukaryota; Viridiplantae; Streptophyta; Magnoliopsida; Rosales; Rosaceae
Product: protein psi1
Exons: 2
Coding region: 93-815 (240 amino acids)
Cellular component (GO): cytosol
Molecular function (GO): protein-folding chaperone binding
Source: RefSeq, a predicted model, not a curated record